AUGGUAUCAUUGUCAUUAUCUCAACAUCAUCUCUGGCCGCCGGAAUCUGGAUCUGCGGCGUUUCGAGGUUUCGCAACCGCCGCAUCCGUACACGCCUGCCACCAUGUUCGCCGUCACCUCCGCCUUGGCUUCCAUCUCCGCUCUUCCCUUCAGGAAAGGCUUUUGAGUUUUGACUAUGCUGCUUUACAGAAACUGCAGGAAUUUUCUGAUGCUGCAAAAACGGAGUUCUCAAGAUAUCAAAGAGUCAUACUAUUCAAUGGAGCUAAUUUUCUGCAGUCUAGAGUUGAUAUCCGAGUGUCUCCACCAUCGUCAUUUGUAUGUUUCUUUAACGGAGGAGAGAGUAGGAUAAACCCUAGAGGUGGUGGUGAUGAAGGAUCAUCAUCAUCAUCAUCAAACCAGGAGACCUCCAAGAGAAACUCACUUAGUGGACGGAGAUGGACUAAUGUCCUCCUUGCCAUUAACGUAAUAAUGUAUAUUGCACAAGUUGCAUCCAAUGGGAAAGUUCUAACAUGGGGAGCCAAGGUAAACAGCUUAAUCGAUAGAGGUCAGCUAUGGAGACUGGCUACAUGUUCUGUUCUUCAUGCGAAUCCGAUGCAUCUCAUGAUAAAUUGCUAUUCUUUGAAUUCUAUUGGACCAACUGCUGAGAGUUUAGGUGGCCCUAAGAGGUUUCUUGCCGUUUAUUUGACAUCUGCUGUUGCAAGUUCAGCAAUGAGCUACUGGUUCAACAAAGCCCCAUCAGUUGGUGCUUCAGGUGCGAUUUUCGGAUUGGUUGGAUCGGUUGCUGUAUUUGUCAUGAGACACAAAAAGAUGGUCAGAAGUGGGAAUGAAGAUCUAAUGCAGAUAGCUCAAGUUAUAGCACUAAACAUGGCGUUGGGUCUGGUCUCCAGAGGCAUAGAUAACUGGGGUCAUAUUGGUGGGUUGCUUGGUGGAACGGCAAUGGCAUGGCUUGUAGGACCACAGUGGAAGUAUGAGUACACAGCAAGAGACGGUCAGAGAGUCUUCAUGGACAGUGCUCCUAUUCCGGUCCUUUUGCGGUGGAGAAACCAACAAAGACGGCUUUGA
Molecule: messenger RNA, 1062 nt
Organism: Microthlaspi erraticum
Lineage: Eukaryota; Viridiplantae; Streptophyta; Magnoliopsida; Brassicales; Brassicaceae
Source: the annotation of a GenBank genome assembly